GUCGACGCGUCGUCCAAUGAAUCGCAGUUGCAAUCAGUUGCCAAACAUAUAGUCGACAUAUACAUUGUGUAUAUAUACUUAAAUAUAUGUAUAACUAGGCUAUAUAUUAACGAUCGUUUGGUUAAAACGCGAUCCCAUCACCAAUCUUGACGCAGUUUCCAAAUCGCUGGCGUUUCGAGUGCUUCAAUUUACGGUGCAGUACGAGCGCGUUUUUUCCGAUUCCGUGUUGAGCUUGACGUGAGGUAAAAAAAAUUAAAAUCAAAAGAUAAUAGACGGGCGGAAGUGUCAGUUAGAUGUAGUGCAUACGUAACCCAUAAUACCCAGGCACACAGAGCAGAGCAGACGUGGCAGAAAAAUCGAAAUACAACUUAAGCUCUUAGCUGUUGUUGUUUUUGUUCUUUGGCUUGCAUCGUGAUUGCAUUGCUCUGGUUGCCUCCGGUUAGCCCCAGCCUUUUGCCCGGUUUCCCAGCGGGCCAAGCCGCGAGUCUCUCCCGCUUCGCUUCACCGGGCAUAAUUGAAUUUGCGCGGCGCGAAAGGUGUAAGGGGCGGCGCUCGGCACCCUAGUAAAUUGACCUUGUCUAAUCCUCAACCACCCAACUUAACCGGCAGGUUGAAGGCAAACCCCCAAACACGGCUACAGCGGUGCAACGCAUUCAGAAACUGUUGAUGCAACAGCAGCUCAAACUGCUGCGAAAAUUCCAUCAAGUGACUGCAUUGGCAAAACGUUAAGCAUACGCCCCGUAGCCCCAUCGGACAAGCGAAUCCACAGUGAAAGUGAGAACGUGCCAGUGUGCGAGUCAGCGAAAGUGUGCGUGCGAGAGAAAGGGAGUGAGAGAGGGAAAGAGUUGAAAGUCAAGUGCAAAACUAAAAGCCAGAGUGCAAGCGUGCCCAUCACCAGCAUAAAACUGGGUAACUUUUGGCUUAUAAUUAGAGUCUGGGAAAUUUUCAGAUUACCUCUUCGCCAAAAUGGGUCCACCGAAUAUGACGGCAGCCGUGCACGGCACUGAGCUGCCACCGAAGACCACGGAGCGCUGCGAUGCGCCCCUCGAGCUAACUGGCUAUCGCAAAUGGCUGAGCGAUAAUCUGAUGCUCCUUGUCACGCUCUCCGGCGUCAUGCUGGGCGUCAUUUUGGGCCUCUCGUUGCGUCCGUUGCAGCUGCACGAGGACUCGAUUAUGCUGAUCUCGUACCCGGGCGAGCUGUUCAUGCGUGUGCUGAAGCUGAUGAUACUGCCAUUGGUUAUCUCCAGCCUGAUUGCCGGCUCGGCUAGCCUGAAUGCCAAGAUGAAUGGCAAAAUCGCGCUGCGUACUCUCGUCUAUUUCGCCACGACUUCGUUGUUCAACGCGGCGCUGGGCAUUGCGCUCGUCAUGCUCAUCCAUCCAGGCAAUCCGGAUUUGCACAAUGCAGACGAUCGGGCAUCGGACAAACGGGCUGUUAAGUUAUUGGACAGCCUCUUGGAUUUGGGCAGAAACGUAUUUCCGGACAACCUGUUCCAGGCAUCGAUACAACAGGCGCACACCGUCUAUCUGCCCAAGCCGAGCGUUUUGCACAGCUUGAACGAUACAGCCAACGAUACGGCCGUAGGCAUCGUGCACGGUGUGGAGGCACAACGUCAGAUCCCGGAGAUGGAGCCUGUGGUGCUGGUGAGGGAUGUGCAAUAUCGCAGCGGCACCAAUACGCUGGGCAUUGUGUUCUUUUGCCUCGUCUUUGGCACCGUCUUGGGCACCAUCGGGCAGAAGGGUCAGGUGGUUGUCGACUUCUUUGCGGCCGUAUUCGAGGUGAUCAUGAAGAUGGUGACGUGCGUGAUGUGGCUAACGCCGGUGGGCAUCAGUUCGGUCAUCGCUGGCAAAAUACUGAGUGUCGAUAAUCUGAGCCUGGUGAUGGCCCAGCUGGUGUGGUUCAUCAUAACGGUGGCCAUCGGUGUGGUCAUCUAUCAGCUAAUUGUGAUGCAGUUCAUCUACUUUGUGUUCGUGCGACGUAAUCCCUUCAAGUUCUACAAGGGCCUCAUUGAGGCCAUGCUAACCGCCUUUGCCACCGCAUCAACCGCCGCCGCUCUGCCGCUGACAUUCCGCUGCAUGAACGAGAAGCUCCGCAUUGAUCAGCGCAUCACACGCUUCGUCCUGCCCAUUGGCUGCAACAUCAACAUGGACGGCACCGCCCUCUUCAUAGCUGUCGCCUCCAUCUUCAUCGCCCAGAUGAGCGGCAUGGUGCUGGGCUUUGGUGAACUCUUGACCGUGCUGCUGACCUCCACGGCGGCCUCAAUGAGCUCGGCGAGCGUGCCGAGCGCAGCGCUGGUCCUGCUGCUAGUUGUCCUGACCGCCAUCGAUGCACCCGUACAGGAUGUGACGUUGCUCUUCGCCGUGGAUUGGUUUGUUGAUCGCAUACGCACAACCAACAACAUGCUAGGGGACUGCUAUGCCGCCGCUGUCGUCGAGGAGCUGUCGCGCAAGGAGCUAAUGGCCUUGGAUGCUGCUGCUGUCAAUUAUCCGGAUAUGCCCGCUGGCACACCCAAUGGGCAUCAUGUGGGCCUGCUGGAGGGGCAAACCGAGCUGGAAUCGCCCGGAAAAUGUCAAUUGAAUGACUCCGUAGUCGUGGACAUGAGCGCCGUAAUGAACAAUGUGAAUCUACAGCAGGAGCAGAGCAAUCGUCGGGUCUAAGCGAAUAAACAGGACUUCAAGCAGAAGCACCAAUAAGCACGUAGAUUACCACCAAUAGACCACAGUGUUCCCCCAAUAACAACAACAACAACAACAACA
Molecule: messenger RNA, 2754 nt
Organism: Drosophila navojoa
Lineage: Eukaryota; Metazoa; Arthropoda; Insecta; Diptera; Drosophilidae
Gene: Eaat2
Product: Excitatory amino acid transporter 2
Biological process (GO): L-glutamate transmembrane transport
Cellular component (GO): plasma membrane
Molecular function (GO): glutamate:sodium symporter activity; neutral L-amino acid transmembrane transporter activity; L-glutamate transmembrane transporter activity
Source: RefSeq, a predicted model, not a curated record